AUAAUAAUAUAAAUUAUAAUAAAAUAAAAAAUGAAUAUCAUAAGCUUGUAGCAAAAGAUUUUCUAAAUGUUUUAAAUGAUGCUAUAAUAGGCAUGCAUAUUAAUGAAGCCUAUUAUUAUGAAAAAUAUACAUGAAACAGAGUAUUACAACUCUGGUAUUACGUAUUAAAAAGUUAAAUAGUUCCAAGAAGUACGGUUUACUGUCGCUAGUAUCGACUUGAAAUUUGACAGAUAAAUCACACCACGUGUUUCAACUAAAUAUUUUUUGUAAUAAUGGUUUAUUAUUUUACAAGUGAAGUUGUACAACCAUCGGUGACAUUAUUUAUGGGAGUCGACCAAUAUGAAAAUGAUGACCUCAUAAAGUGGGGUUGGCCAGAAGAUGUUUGGUUUCAUGUUGACAAAUAUUCUUCAGCGCAUGUAUACCUUCGACUUCGCCUUGGUCAAACAAUAGAUGACAUACCUAGCGUAGUUUUAGAAGAUGCAGCACAAUUAGUGAAAGCAAAUAGUAUUGAAGGAAAUAAAAUGAAUGAUAUCGAUGUAGUAUAUACAAUGUGGUCUAAUCUGAAAAAAACACCAGGUAUGGAAAUAGGACAAGUUGGUUUUCAUAAAGAUAAGGAUGUUCGUAAAAUUCAUGUUGCAAAACGAAUAAAUACUGUUGUUAAUCGAUUGAAUAAAACUAAACGUUCAGAACAAGUAAAUUUAAGAUCAGAAAGAGAACAACGGGACAGAAAUGAACGGGAAGAUAAAAAGAGACUUUUGAGAGAACAAAAGGAAAGAGAAAAGGCAGAAGAAAAACGAAGAAAGGAAGAAGCAGAAAUGAGAAGUUAUAAUUCUUUAUUUAAUACAUCUAAUAUGACAUCAAAUGUAGAAAAUAGUGGAUAUGAUUCAGAUGAUUUUAUGUGAUGAAAUUAUUAAUAUUAUUCGUAAUUCGAUUGCCUACUCACCAUAGUUUGGAAUAAUAGAUGAAUAUAUUUAAAACAAAAAGCAUAUAUAAUUUCAAAAUUAAAUUUGGUUGAUAUUUUAAAAGAAAA
This is a messenger RNA of Bombus impatiens (common eastern bumble bee), 1030 nucleotides long. RefSeq names its product coiled-coil domain-containing protein 25. The coding region runs from base 273 to 902 and encodes 209 amino acids. The record is from RefSeq and is a predicted model, not a curated record. NCBI's taxonomy places the organism in Eukaryota, Metazoa, Arthropoda, Insecta, Hymenoptera, Apidae. The transcript has 6 exons.